This is a messenger RNA of Ooceraea biroi (clonal raider ant), 1203 nucleotides long. RefSeq names its product ras-like GTP-binding protein RhoL. Gene Ontology annotation, biological process: small GTPase-mediated signal transduction. The record is from RefSeq and is a predicted model, not a curated record. Lineage: Eukaryota; Metazoa; Arthropoda; Insecta; Hymenoptera; Formicidae. Gene Ontology annotation, molecular function: GTPase activity; GTP binding.
UACGUUUCCGCAGUCUUCGUACGACCGCCGCGACGUGCGUUUGCACGACGCAGUUGUCCGCAUUCCUUCCUCGCCGAAUCUGUCAGUCGACGUCGCGGUCGCCGUCCGUGAGGUUCGUAUCGAUCUCCAAAUGUGCGAAAUGUUCCCUGGUAUGCCGCUGAUUAACGCGCGCUUCUCUCACGUAUGACGUGUACCACGAGAAAACGAAAAUGGUGUCUCGAAACAGGCCGAUUAAAAUAACGACCGUCGGUGAUGGCAUGGUCGGAAAAACGUGCAUGCUCAUCACGUACACAAAGAAAGAAUUCCCGACGGAAUACAUACCUACAGUUUUUGACAACUACGUUGACAGCGUAUCUGUGAAUGGGCAGCAGUUCCAAAUGACAUUAUGGGAUACAGCUGGUCAAGAAGAUUACGAACGGCUUAGACCGUUAUCUUAUCCAAAUACCGAUUGUUUUCUGCUGUGCUUCUCCGUGAGCGCUCGUAGCUCUUUUGAGAACGUCGCGAGUAAAUGGCAUCCGGAGAUCAAAGCACACUGUCCCAAUGUGCCGAUCGUGCUCGUGGGUACCAAAGUGGACCUUAGAAAUCAAGAAACCAUAGAUAUUAUCACCCCGAGAGACUGCAAUAAGAUGAGAAAGAGGAUCAAGGCGGUCAAGUACGUCGAGUGCUCCGCGAUAAAACAAGAGGGUCUUGACGACGUCUUUAUGGAGGCCGUUAAAGCCGUACUGAAGAAACCGCCGUCGCGGAAACCUUGCUACAUCCUUUGAAGUGGGGGGGCGGACACCGAGAUUGAUGUACAACCCGUUUGGGGAACGGGGCGGUUAUAGUCAUUUAAGAUUCAUGUUAAACCAAAGAUCUUUCUUGCAUCUUCUCGUGCCUUUUCUGUACAUUUCACUCUCGUUCUUGACUUCUUCUAUUUAUGGAUAUCCAUUCCUGAAAGGAGUGCGUAACCAUGUGUUUAGCAUUUCACUCUUGACGACAUUCCUGAGACGCGCUGUAUCUCCAUGUAUAAAUCGCAAUUACCUUCCGCCGUGUAAAUAUUCGCUGUAUCUCUCUCUUUCUUUUUUUAUAUAUCUAAUAUAAAUCUUUGUAUCGAAAAAUAAAAGAUACCUUACGCAACAAUUAAUACAGUUGUGUGGAUGCAACAUAGACAUAUACAGGGUGGCCCAUUUUAAUUUAUACAGUCGAUUUUUUAAAAAACUAAAA